This is a messenger RNA of Cyclospora cayetanensis, 1623 nucleotides long. RefSeq lists its product as uncharacterized. NCBI's taxonomy places the organism in Eukaryota, Apicomplexa, Conoidasida, Eucoccidiorida, Eimeriidae. The coding region runs from base 1 to 1623 and encodes 540 amino acids. Gene Ontology annotation, molecular function: ATP binding; protein kinase activity. The transcript has a single exon. The record is from RefSeq and is a predicted model, not a curated record. Gene Ontology annotation, biological process: protein phosphorylation.
AUGACCGCUUUAAUCGAAGCUCUGGUAUGGAGGAAGCCCUUCCUGGCAGCCCUCGUCGUGCUGCAUACUACAAUCGUCUUUGCUGCCACCCAGCCAGCAAGCUCUUUGGUCUCCAACAAUGAGGAUUCGCAUGUUUUGCUGCAGUAUGUCACCCCAGAGACAGCACAAGACAUGCAACCUAAGCAUGCCGCAGUGGAUAUGAUUGGUCGUGCCUCACCGUCUGAUGGCGAGAUAUCGCCGACCAAAUUGACAUAUUUUCGAGGAAGCAUAGAAAAAUCAGAUUAUGCAGAAGAUUUCAAUCGUACCUUAGAAGACAACCGUAUCUUAGAAGGCAAUGCUUCGCUUAUGGCUUCCAGUUCUUCAAGCUCGCAGGAUCAGGUGGAAGGGGAACUACCCUUGGUCGAAGAAAACUCAAUGCCUGCCGUCAUCAGAAAUCUACCAACUGUCGCAGCUGCUUCAUCCGUUUUAAGCUCUACGUCUUUAACUGUAUGGAUUCGUCUGCUAAAAUUCCUUAAGUUUAUAUCGAAGUUACCGAAGAAAAGCAACAAGCCAAAGUGUGAAGAGGAACCAGGCCAGAAGUACAUUGCAAAGAUUCUACACAAGGCAAAAGUAUCGAAAUGGUGGAAGAAUAGAAAUAGCACUGCGACAGACACUUCAGACGACAAAACGACAUCCGAGGAUGCCACCAAUACGGUUACGCUGUCGAAUGGGAACGAAAGCCUACAAGCGACGUUUGUCCGCGUGUUGGAAACAAAUCCGCGUUUCGUAGAUACGCUAGUCAAAGAUGACUCAGGGCAUUAUUGGAUUGGCAGGCUCUAUACCGAUGUUGAGGGAAAUGAUAGAGCGGUGGACUUCUUGGAGCAAGACUUUUUCAUUGCGAAGAUGGACCCGCAAGGGGAACCGCUUGCAACGUUUAGGCGUAGCCUAAAACUGGAUAUUCCAAUUAAUUUGUAUGAGUUUCGGGGUCUCGGAAACUACGUGCAAUCUCCAGACGGUCAGACCUUCCUCAACGCUGUUUCCCGCCGUCCUUACAUACACACAACAUCAGAGACCGUCAUUGCCAAUGCUGGAUCCUCCACAAGAGGACAAAGAGCACUUUUAAGUAUGUCCCAACAGGCCGUGCGUGCCGUCGCAACUCUCAACUGUGCGACUCUGGUUCAUACGAACAUCUAUCCAAGGGCCUUUCUAAUCACCGAAACGGGUUUGGUCUUCCUUAGUAAUUCGUGGCAAUCUGUUAGGAAGGGGACUACCCUGUCGGGAAAUUCAUUUGCUACAGCAGUGUUUGUUCCUCCUGAGCUACAAACGACUACUGACGAUACAGAGCUGCCUACUGCAUGCCCAUCGCAAGACGCAUGGCAACUGGGCAUGACACUUUACACUUUCUGGUGCAAGUCGGUUCCCGUGACUUCGGGAGAUACCAUAGGUUAUCAAAAAUGCAACACAAGAAUGCCUGAAGAGAUGAAGAACCUUAUUAGUGGAUUCUUAAAGACUGAUCCCGAGAGCCGGCUGCUUCCGGAGCUCGUCGCUUGGCAGGAUCCUGCCAUGUUGCUUCCCAUCCCUCCAGGAACAAGGUCCAAAAUCGAUGUCGAUCCAAACGAGGAGACGGAUACAAAUGUGGAGUGA